Propithecus coquereli (Coquerel's sifaka) is the source of this 1510-nucleotide messenger RNA. RefSeq names its product ECSIT signalling integrator (gene ECSIT). Bases 1 to 1362 code for a protein of 453 amino acids. Gene Ontology annotation, cellular component: mitochondrion. The record is from RefSeq and is a predicted model, not a curated record. The transcript has 7 exons. NCBI's taxonomy places the organism in Eukaryota, Metazoa, Chordata, Mammalia, Primates, Indriidae.
AUGACCUUUUGUGGUGGAGGCGAGGACGUACCGUUCCAUAGUUCCUUGGAGGCCUUCACGGAUGCAACUGGCUCCUUUACCUGGACAGAGUCAGCCCAGCAGCCUCCCAGGGACACUGGGAGGUGGCAGAUUCCAGCAACGGUCUUCUGUCCCCAGGUGCCUCCCCAGACUCCUCGGAGCCUCCACUGCAGUGCAGCUGCCCACAACUCCGAAUCGUCACUGGUUCCGGGCCCACCUGAGCCCCGGCGGAAGCCCAUCAAGGCCCUGUCGCCCUAUGAGGACCUGUUUAGGCAGGCACCAGGUGUCGAGCGGGACAAGGCGAGCUUCGUGCGGACUGUGCAGAACUUUGGGCAGCACAACGUGCACAAGCGGGGCCACGUGGACUUCAUCUACCUGGCGCUGCGCAAGAUGCGGGAGUUCGGCGUGGAGCGCGACCUGGCGGUGUAUAACCUGCUGCUGGACGUCUUCCCCAAGGAGGUCUUCCGGCCUCGCAACGUCUUCCAGCGCAUCUUCGUCCACUACCCACGGCAGCAGGAGUGCGGGAUCACCGUUCUUGAGCAGAUGGAGAACAACGGGGUGAUGCCUAACAAGGAGACGGAGUUCCUGCUGAUUCAGAUAUUUGGACGCAAAAGCUACCCCAUGCUCAAGUUCUUGCGCAUGAAGCUGUGGUUACCCCGCUUCAAGAACAUCAGCCCCUUCCCUGUGCCCCGGGACCUGCCCCAGGACCCUGUGGACCUGGCCAAGUUGGGCCUGCGGCGCAUGGAGCCCGACCUCAGCGCCAAAGUCACCGUCUACCAGAUGCCUUUGUCCAAAGACUGGACAGGUGCACUGGAUCCCACCCAGCCCCACAUCGUAGGAAUCCAGAGUCCUGAUCAGCAGGCUGCCCUGGCCCGCCACAACCCAGCCCGGCCUGUCUUCGUCGAGGGCCCCUUCUCCCUGUGGCUCCGCAACAAGUGUGUCUAUUAUCACAUCCUCAGAGCUGAUUUGCUGCCUCCUGAGGAGAGGGAAGUGGAGGAGACUCCGGAGGAGUGGAACCUCUACUACCCAAUGCAGCUAGACCUGGAGUAUGCGAGGGGCGGCUGGGAUGACUAUGAAUUUGACAUUGAUGAAGUGGAGGAAGGUCCUGUCUUCGCCAUGUGCAUGGCAGGUGCCCACGACCAAGCGACACUGGCCAAGUGGAUCCAGGGCCUGCAGGAGACCAACCCAGCCCUGGCCCAGAUCCCCGUCGUCUUCCGCCUGGCCGGGUCCACCGGGGAGCUCCUGACGUCCUCCCCGGGGCUGGAGGAGCCAGCCCGGCCACCACCACCUGAGGGCCAGGAGGAGGAAGACACUGUGCAGCGACAGCAGCAGGGCCAGAGUUGAGUAUGAGCUGGCUGGAGGGCGCAGACUGUGGCCCGAGGAGGUCGUGGACUGGUGUGAAAGCAUGACAUGGCCUUUGAGUGUACAGCAAAUAAAAGUUGCCCCGCUUGAUGGGGCUGCCUUCCCUCUUCUCUGGCAGUGUGGCAUCGCC